Molecule: messenger RNA, 651 nt
Organism: Danaus chrysippus (African queen)
Lineage: Eukaryota; Metazoa; Arthropoda; Insecta; Lepidoptera; Nymphalidae
Source: the annotation of a GenBank genome assembly
AUGCCAGUAGAUCUGUACUACGUGCCCGGCUCCGCGCCUUGCCGCGCCGUCUUACUGACGGCCCGCGCUCUCAACCUCAAUCUGAACUUGAAACUCGUCGAUCUGCAUCAUGGAGAACACCUUAAACCUGAAUACCUCAAGAUCAAUCCUCAACACACGGUUCCUACGCUGGUGGAUGACGGCUGCUCCAUCUACGAAUCCCGCGCAAUCAUCACGUACUUGGUGAACAAGUACGGCAAAGGCAGCGCCCUCUACCCCGAGGAGCCCAAGGCUAGAGCAUUGGUCGACCAGAGACUUUACUUCGACAUCGGCACUUUGUAUCAAAGAUUCAGCGACUACUUCUAUCCACAAAUCUUCGGCGGCGCGCCAGCCGACCAGGAUAAGUUAGCCAAGGUAGAAGACGCUCUCAAGUUGUUGGACACCUUCCUCGAGGGUCAGAAGUAUGUGGCCGGACCCAACCUCACGGUCGCCGACCUCAGCAUCAUAGCAGGAGUCUCUAGCUUCGAGGCUUCUGACAUCGACUUCAAGAAAUACGCCAAUGUUAAACGAUGGUAUGAAACAGUGAAGUCCACCGCCCCCGGGUACCAGGAGGCCAACGAGAAGGGUCUGGACGCCUUCAAGGCUCUCGUCAACAGUCUUCUCAAGAAGUAA